Molecule: messenger RNA, 6382 nt
Organism: Toxotes jaculatrix (banded archerfish)
Lineage: Eukaryota; Metazoa; Chordata; Actinopteri; Toxotidae
Gene: ylpm1
Product: YLP motif containing 1
Exons: 22
Coding region: 279-6032 (1917 amino acids)
Biological process (GO): regulation of telomere maintenance
Cellular component (GO): nucleus
Source: RefSeq, a predicted model, not a curated record
CAGCCGUGUACCGACACUGUGGUGUGUGUGAACGUUUUUAUAGCAUAAUUUAAACAGGACUAAACGAGCAGCCCUCUGUCUUUAACGAAUGAUCGUUUCUAACUACAGGGGUGGUGUUUUGAAUAUGUACCUAAUGCGGUUUGGCCUAGUCGGGAAAUGAAAAUGCAGCUAUCGAUUUUAUAAGGAGGUAGGUCAACGUUAGCUGUUAGCUUUGUUAGCCACUCAGGCUUGGCUGUAUGUAAGCACAAAGGCCGUGCGCUGCGCCUCGCUUCCUAACAAUGUACCCCUCUUGGGGAAAUUAUGGUGCACCGCAGUCGCAAAACUAUGGAGGGUCUGGGCCUCGUAAGCAAGUCGGUGCCGGUCACCCUGGCCCGGCUGCCGGGUUCGGUGGAUUCGAGGCCUCGUCCAGCGGCUCGCUCUUCUCCAGCCUACAGGAGCAGCACCUCCAACAGAUGCAGCAGCUAAAAAUGCUCCACCAGAAACAGCUCCAGUCUGUGUUACAUCACGGUAACAGUGCCGGUGCGUACGGUGGUGGGUAUUCGGGAUCGGCGUGGCAUCCCGAGGGCUCAGGACAUUCAGACAGCGGUGCUGGAGCUCAGUCCUACUAUAAACAAGACGAGACUGCGGCUCCGCCGACGAGAGGGCCCCCUGUUCCCAAGCAGGGUCACCAGCAGCCUCCACCUCCUCCACAAUCGCAUCCCACCGAGCCCCAGCCUUGUCCUCCCCCUCCAGAGUCUCCGUCAUCAAAGCCACUAGAGAACAACGGUCCUCCCAAAGCCAAAGAGGCCAACAAGAAGGAUUCAUCAACGACAGAAGACGACAAAACCUUACCUUUGCAGGAACAACAGCAACUUUGGUACAAACAACAUCUUCAGAAUCUACAGAAGUUGAAACAAGAGAAAGCUAAACAGAAUCACAAAGAGGGUGAGGGUCCUGUGCCUCCGGGCCCAUCAAAUCCUCCUCCUCCAUCAGAAUCACCGAAAAGCACACCUCCUCCACCCCCACCAAAAGAUGAGCCCCCAGUACCACCUCCACCCCCUGAGGAAACAAGGUCCGAAGUCGCACAAGACUCAGCGGAGACAGCCCGCCUCCAGCAGUUACAGGCUGCAGCAGCACAGUGGCAGCAGGUGCAACAGCAGAGAGCAGGCUUACAAUACCAGGCUCUCAUGCAGCAGCAUGAAAAGCUUCAGCAGAUCCUAGAACAAUACCAGCAGCUGAUUCAGCAACCUGCAGACCUUCAGUCAAUGUCUGCUGAAAUGCAGUUGAGGCAUUAUGAAAUGCAGAAGCAGAAGUUCACCCCUUUAUUUCAAGACUGGGAUCGCUCAUUUGGCUUGUGGAAUGAGCAAUUCCAGACCUAUCCCCACAAAGACCAACUGCAAGAAUAUGAGCGCCAAUGGAAGCAGUGGCAGGAGCAGAUGAAUGCUACCAAUGCCCACCUUCAAGAACGGGUGGCCAGUCUGACUGCCAUGGUGCCUUACAACUCAGGCCAGUAUAAUAGUGGGAUGAUGGGACAAUAUGGCCAGUACCCUGGACAAGAUCUGCAAAUGCAGCAUACUCCAGUUACUGGUGUUCCCAGAUCUCAAGGUCCACGGCCCCCUGGGUUUGGGCCACGUCAAGAAUCACCUGCUGGACCCCCAGUGAGAGGAGCUGGCCCUGCUGGCAUAGGAGUCAGACCCCCUGUUCCCCCCACAAUUCAGCCAGCAAACUUCAACAGUGUUCGGGGUCCACGAGGAAACAACCCUAGAUUUGACCAGCCACAGCAGCGCUUUGAGGGUCCCCCUCGAUUUGACCAACCACGACACCGUUUUGAUGGUCCUCCCAGAUUUGACCAACCACAGCAACGCUUUGAAAACCCCCCUCGAUUUGACCAACCAAGGCAACGCUUUGAUGGCCCCCCUAGAUUUGACCAGCCUCGAUUUGGGCAGCAGCCUAGGUUUGAACAGCCCCCAAGGCACCCUGGACCUCCGCCUCGUUUUGAACGCCCCCCUGUGCCCCAGCAAAAGCAGCAGCAAGUUCCCCAAACUAAGGCAGAAACGGACACUAAACAACCCUCCAGUAUGGAUUCCAAGACUACGCAGCUACGAUCUGAAAAAGAAAAAAGUGAUUUGGGACCCGAUGAUAAGGUCAAUACUGAAGACCUGACAGAUGACAACUUGCUUGGAAAUGAGGGUUUUUUUGUCCAAAGUGACCCCAUUCCUCAGACUUUGCAGACAGACACAAAGCCUGAGGAAUCAGACUCCAAUAAGGCUUCUGACACUAGUGAAAAUCCCAAAUCUGUUAACAGCAAGCCUUCAGUACCUGCUGCUUCUACUGUGCCAUCAAAAAAUACUGCAGCUGAAAAACCCCUCAAACCAGAGGGACCACUGACAAACAACAAACCCCCAAUGGCUCCAAAGCCCCCAGGAAUCCAACAGGAGCCACAGGCUUCUGGCCAAAUGCAGUCAAGACCAGAGCCUCCAAGGCCUCCCCCUGGUAGGGGACGAGGCCAGCCCCCAGUACCUGUUCAAGUGCAUGGGCGAGGUCGUGGACAGAGGGGCCAUGGAGAUUUCAGGGGCCCGAACACUGUCCCGCAUGGGGAGGAGAUGAGAGAAGUGUCCUAUGACUACAUGCCACCUGAAGAGGACUUGGCGAUGCCAGAAGACCAGCAAGACUAUCACUGGCAGGAUCCUUCAUACAAGGAGUUUGGUGGUGAGGAAUCUGAGGUGCCCCAUGAAGAAAUGUGGAUGCCAGAGGAACAUCACUUCCCAACAGAGGAAGAGUAUUAUGAAGAGCCGAGAGGAGGAAUCCCCAUGGGGAGAGGAGGGCGCUCAAUGAUGAGAGGAGGGCCUGGCAUGGGAAGAGGAGGCCCACCUAUGGGUAGAGGUGGUCCUCCAAUGGGUAGAGGAGGUCCGCCUAUGGGUAGAGGUGGACCACCUAUGGGUAGAGGAGGUCCACCUAUGGGUAGGGGUGGACCACCUAUGGGUAGAGGAGGUCCACCUAUGGGUAGAGGGGGUCCCCCCAUGGGAAGAGGAGGACCACCUAUGGGAAGAGGAGAGCCAAUGGACAGGCACUGGGAAGAAGCUCAAUCAGCAGACUACUCAGAGGAAGGUGACCCUUACUGGGGAGAAAGGAGACCCCCAAUGAGAGGAAUGAGACCCCCCUUUCCUCCUGGCCGGGGCCGUCCCCCACGUGGUCAUCCUGCUUUCUUGCAUCAAGGACGAGGACGUCCCCCUCACCCACCACACGGGCCAAUAGAUCGUGACCCAUUAGGCCAUGGAAUGGGCACUGACAAUACUGAAACUGAUCCAUCACGGCACCCAAUGUACCAUGGACAAGACCCUCACAGCCAUCCGAUGCAUCCUGAUGUAGGAAGAGGCAGGCGUCGUGUACCACCACCGCCCCAUGAAAUGAUGGAUCCUAUGGAGGAGCCAUUGUACGAUGAAGGAAUGGAGAGAGGAAUAGGGUGGCAGCCUCCACAUGCUAGAGGUCGCCCUCUACCUCCACACGAGAUAAUAGAUAGGGGAGGAAUGAGGAGGAGACCUAUGGGUCGAGGAAUGGCAAGAGGUAUGUGGCGGCCAGGUCCAACACAUGAGGAAUAUGAAGAGGGAUAUAAUGAGGGUUACAUGGAGGAUUAUAGUCAUGGGGAAGAUGGGUAUCGCUGGCAACAACCACAUGACCAUCCUCCUGAUGACUAUCAACAUGAGGCCAAGUACUAUGAGUCUGAAUGGGACAGAGAGCGUGCUCCUCCAGAGAGAGAUUAUCCCCCCCGCAUGCCUCCACCAGAGCCCUACAGGGAUGGCCAUUGGCUAGAGGAAAGAGAAAGGGGUCACCCUUAUCCAUAUGAGGAGCACGACAGGGGAAGAGGAGAACUUAGAAUUCGCGAAUACAGGGAAGAGCUACCGUACCGGCAGGAAGAGCCAGCAUACCCGCCACCACCCCCUUCAGAAUGGGACAGACCUUCAAGACUUCCUCCACCACCAGAGAGAGGGUAUCCUCCUGACUAUGAAGAUCACAGACCUCGCUAUGAGGACCGCAGGGAGGAACCUCCUUUAGAUAUACUUCCACCUCCACUCCCGGCUGCAUCUAUGACAAACUUACCAGAGAGCACAGUGGAGUCUGUACCACAAGGAACAAGUGGAGGAAAUGUACUUGCUCUCUCCCAACGUCAGCAUGAGAUCAUCUUGAAAGCUGCUCAAGAGCUUAAACUUAUAAGAGAAAUGCAGGAGGGGAAAGCCACUGGUGCUGAACCUCAGCCUCCACCCCCUGAAAUCUUACCUGAGCUUCCUGCUGGUCUUCUUGGGUUGGAGAUCCCACCAGAUGUCAGGAAUGUUUUGAAGGGUAUGACUGCAGCAGCACAGACAACUUCAACCGAACCUGUGCCUUGGGAUACAAAGCCUGCUGCCACAGAUUACCAGCCAGUCCUCCCUGCUGCACCCCCAGCUCCAGUGAUUCCAAAGACUGUGGAUUAUGGGCACGGGCAUGAGCCUGGUACCACUGUUGAACGGAUCUCUUAUGGUGAGAGGAUUGUGCUGAGGCCUGACCCGGUGCCAUCGGACAGGGGUUAUGAAAAAGAACCUCUUGGUCCCAGAGAUCCUUACAGCAGAGACCCAUACUAUGAAAGGCGAUCAGACCCUUACAUGGACCGCCGGGAGUACAGCAGAGAGAGGGAGUUAUUCAGAGAAAAGCCUCCACCUGAAUAUGAAAGAGAAAGAUUUGAGAGGGAGCGCUUCCUCCCAAGAGAAAGAGAUGACAGCACACAGUCCAUGGUUGAAGAAAGAUCUCCACUUGCACCUCCUCUACGCUCAGGAUACAGAGAGAGGGACCGGGAUCUCCGAGAGUGUGACCGAAGUGGCAGUCGUGAUCGAGAUGAACACUAUGGAAGGCCUGGCUACGACAGACCUCCAUAUGAGCGCGCUGGACUUGAUCGCAGUGUGCCUGAGCGUUACAGCCACAGCUCCUCACCUUAUGUAGACAGAAGAAGUUUUCCAGAGGACCGGGGGCCUCCCACUGUACCACCUCUGCCACCUCCACCUCAGCCACCCCCACGAGUCGAGAAGAAGCCAGAAAUCAAGAAUAUUGACGACAUCCUCAAACCUCCUGGCAGAUUAUCUCGGCCGGAAAGGAUUGUCAUCAUAAUGAGAGGGCUUCCAGGAAGUGGAAAAAGCCAUGUUGCAAAGCUUGUACGGGACAAGGAAGUCGACUGCGGUGGUGCCCCUCCCAGAGUUCUUGUUUUGGACGACUAUUUUAUGACGGAGGUUGAGAAAGUUGAGAAAGACCCAGACACGGGCAGGAGGGUCAAAACCAAGGUUCUUGAGUAUGAGUACGAGCCAGAGAUGGAGGAUACCUACCGCAGCAGCAUGCUGAAAACAUUUAAGAAAACUCUGGAUGACGGCUUUUUCCCCUUCAUCAUUUUAGACACUAUUAAUGACAAAGUUAAACAUUUUGAUCAGUUUUGGAGCGCAGCAAAAACUAAAGGCUUUGAGGUCUAUCUGGCUGAAAUCACUGCGGACACUCAGACUUGUGCAAAGAGAAAUGUCCAUGGGCGCACACUUAAGGAUAUAAUGAAGAUGUCCAACAACUGGGAGCCUUCACCACGUCACAUGGUACGCUUAGAUGUCCGGUCCCUGCUUCAGGAUGCUGCUAUAGAGGAGGUUGAAAUGGAAGACUUCAAUCCCGAUGACGAGCCGGAGGAACCCAAGAGAGAGGAGGAAGAAGAGGGUGAUCUGGGCUACAUUCCAAAAAGCAAAUGGGAGAUGGACACGUCUGAGGCAAAACUCGACAAGUUGGAUGGCCUGGGGAGCAGUGGGAAGAGGAAACGUGAAGGUGAACACACGGCAGGCCUGGAGGACUACCUUCAGCUGCCAGACGAUUAUGCCACACGCAUGUCUGAACCAGGAAAGAAACGGGUUCGAUGGGCUGAUCUUGAAGAGCAGAAGGACGCAGAUCGAAAGCGCGCUAUCGGCUUUGUGGUGGGUCAAACAGACUGGGAGAGAAUAACGGACGAGAGUGGUCAGCUGGCACAAAGAGCUCUCAACCGUACCAAGUAUUUCUAAGAAGAUAAUCUUAUCCUCCUUUUUUUCCCUUCGUUGAAAGGCGUCCAGAACAUGAAAAUACUGAAGCUGACUCAUCAAGGUGAUAAUCACCAAUAGAUAUCAGAUUCCUAGUUGUUCAUUGAUAAGGAUACAGUAUAUAUUUUUUCUCCCUUAUUUUUAAAAGACACUGCUUCUUCACAAAUUAAUUUGUAGUUUAUGAUUCUGUGCUACUUCUGGUCAUGUAUCUUGGAUUCAGUCAUGUUCGUUGCUGUUUUAUACUCUUCAUGCUUUAUGUACUGUACACAUGUAGCACUGUUUCUUGGUCCGUGCAUACUUGACAAAAGACAAUAAAAGUUUCACAAAUUCACCUA